This is a messenger RNA of Schistocerca serialis cubense, 1730 nucleotides long. RefSeq lists its product as uncharacterized. The transcript has 11 exons. The coding region runs from base 1 to 1002 and encodes 333 amino acids. The record is from RefSeq and is a predicted model, not a curated record. NCBI's taxonomy places the organism in Eukaryota, Metazoa, Arthropoda, Insecta, Orthoptera, Acrididae.
AUGAUCGCCAUGUUUUCCCGGCAGCGUAUAGAGCUGACAUCUGUCGGCGACGCCGAGCAACAGGGCAGCACGCAUCAGCUGUGUGGAUCUCGCAAGAAGAAGUUCAGCAGGAAAAUACCGAAAAUUCCAAAAGACCUGUUAGUAGCUGCAAGAUUUACAGAGAGAAUCAAGAAAGAACCAGAAGUACAAAUUGGGAUGGCUCUCGUUGUGAACUAUGUUCUCGGAGACCCAUCAGCUGUUUCAGAAUGUGCCAACAAGAUUAAGGAAGAGGCGAAAGGAAAGGGUGAACAGGAUAGAGCAGAGGCUACUGUUGCUCCAUUUGCUGAGGAUUUUGUUCUUGAGCAGGAUCCUCUCAACAUUAAGAAAGAGGAGGAUUUGGAGGAUACAUCAUUAUCAAAUUUGGAAGUUACAAACAGCACUAAACAAGAAGCAGAAGUAACAUUUGAUGGGGAUGGAGCUGAGAAUUGUAAUUUGGAGGAUACAUCUACAAUACUGGAACAUACGAACGACAUCAAACAAGAAGCAGAAAUAACAAUUGACGAGGAUGAAGUUCAGGAUUAUGUUCUUGAAGACCUGCUACCAGUUUCGGAAUGGACUAACAACAUUAAAAACGAGCCAGAAUUAACAAUCGACAAGGAUGAAAUGAAGAAUAAUGAUCUUGGUCGACCAUCAUCUUCAGAAUGGACUUAUAACAUUAAAGACGAGACAGAAGCAGCACUUGAAGUGGAUCGUGUUGAGGAUAAUGACAUGGUCUCAACAGAAUAUGCAUCAAAUACUACAUGGUCCAGCCAGAUUAUGGAAAAAUUCCCCAGCACUUCACGAGGAAAUGUUCUUCAAAAACUGAUACACGAGAAGACAAUGCACUUGAGAUUCCUCUUCCAGUCAUGUAACGAACAAGGUAACUUAGCCUGUCUGAAUUCACUGUACUGGCAUUCGGGAGGAGUGAGGUCUAUUCACCAUCGGGCCAUCCCGACUUGGGUUUUCCGUGCUUUCAUCAAGUGAAUGAGAGUGGUGCCUUCGAAUAAGACAUGGCCAACUUCCCGUCCUGGCCUCACCUAAUCCUAUCCUACGUUGUGAAUGUUUUACAAAUCUAUUUAUUAUUUCUGUAAUGUGCUGUCCUGUUCUGUUGUGCUUAAUGGUCUGUGAUUGAAGACAUAAAUCAGCAAUAAACCAUAAAUUAAAUAAACAAAAACAUUACAAACAUGUUAUUUCAUGCAUCACAGAAAUACUUAGAAGGACCUCUUACCAGUGGAGAUUUAAUAUAAAUUGGUGGUUCGUUCUUUAUCUCACUGGUCAGUGUACUCUUAUUUUGUAAAUGCUUUGCCUUUACAAAUGUCUGCUUGUGUAUGUGUAUGUUCGAAUGGAUAUAUCUGUGUGUGCGAGUGUAUAUCUGUCCUUUUUUCCCCCUAAGGUAAGUCUUUCCGCUCCCGGGAUUGGAAUGACUCCUUACCUUCUCCCUUAAAACCCACAUCCUUUCGUCUUUCCAUCUCCUUCCCUCUUUCCUGACAAAGCAACCGUCGGUUGCCAAAGCUAGAAUUUUGUGUGAUGUUUGUGUUUGUGUGUCUAUCGACCUGCCAGCACUUUCGUUUGGUAAGUCACAUCAUCUUUGUUUUUAGAUAUAUUUGCAAAUGUACGUAUAUUCUGUGCACCUGUGAUAAUACUGUGUCCUCUGACAACAAUAUUUCAAACUGCUGCCCUCUUAUUAUUGCAGUUUGACACCAGCCGGCCUC